Messenger RNA from Zonotrichia albicollis (white-throated sparrow), 2827 nucleotides. Lineage: Eukaryota; Metazoa; Chordata; Aves; Passeriformes; Passerellidae. The record is from RefSeq and is a predicted model, not a curated record.
UUUUUUUCCUUUUUUUUUAUUUUUUUUGCCUCUGUUAAUACUUCUAUUUUUUUAUUAUUAUUAUUAUUAUUCUUGUUUUUAGCGACAGCUUUCAAACCUACUUUGGGGUCUUAAAACGAAACCGUACACCAUUUCACUGUGGACAUUACACCCUCUUACAGAUAUGGGAGACAUGGGAGACCCACCAAAAAAAAAACGUCUGAUUUCCCUAUGUGUUGGUUGCGGCAAUCAAAUUCACGAUCAGUAUAUUCUGAGGGUUUCUCCGGAUUUGGAAUGGCAUGCGGCGUGUUUGAAGUGUGCAGAGUGUAAUCAGUAUUUGGACGAGACCUGUACGUGCUUUGUUAGGGAUGGCAAAACCUACUGUAAAAGAGAUUAUAUCAGGUUAUACGGCAUCAAGUGCGCCAAAUGCAGCAUCGGCUUCAGCAAGAAUGACUUCGUGAUGCGCGCCCGCGCCAAGGUGUACCACAUCGAGUGUUUUCGCUGCGUGGCCUGCAGCCGCCAGCUCAUCCCCGGCGAUGAAUUCGCACUGCGGGAGGACGGCCUCUUCUGCCGGGCGUCUCUGCAGACUCCCUGCUUCCUACUCAUGGGGAUCCUGUUCCUCCCUUCCCCUUCCCUUACAGCAGAACCUAUCUCUGCCAGACAGCCAGCUCUGCGGCCCCACGUCCAUAAGCAGCCCGAGAAGACAACCCGAGUCCGGACUGUCCUGAAUGAAAAACAGCUUCACACCUUGAGGACCUGCUACGCUGCCAACCCCAGACCUGACGCCCUCAUGAAAGAGCAGCUGGUAGAAAUGACUGGCCUCAGCCCAAGGGUCAUCAGGGUUUGGUUUCAAAACAAGCGAUGCAAGGACAAAAAAAGGAGCAUUAUGAUGAAGCAACUUCAGCAGCAGCAACCCAAUGACAAAACUAAUAUCCAAGGGAUGACAGGAACUCCAAUGGUGGCUGCUAGUCCGGAGAGACAUGACGGCGGUUUGCAGGCGAACCCCGUGGAGGUGCAGAGUUACCAGCCGCCCUGGAAAGUACUGAGUGACUUCGCAUUGCAGAGUGACAUAGACCAACCUGCUUUUCAGCAACUAGUUAAUUUUUCAGAAGGAGGACCUGGUUCCAAUUCUACUGGAAGUGAAGUAGCAUCAAUGUCCUCUCAGCUGCCAGAUACACCCAACAGCAUGGUAGCCAGUCCUAUUGAGGCAUGAGGAACAUUCAUUCAAAUAUCUGUUGUUGUUGUUUCUGCCCUUACCCUCAACCCUGUUGAAGAGAGUGGGAAAGUGAACGUGUUGGGACUUCGAAAUUUAGGGGGAAAGAAUACUUAACAACCCUGUAAGGAACCUAGCAAGGAACUGCUCCAUGAGAUGAACGGAGUCAUAUUUGAAAAGACAAGGUAAUAUGGUAGCAACACUGUGAAGACAAUCAUGGGAUCUUACUAGAAAAAAAAAUACUUAAAAGAACCACAAACCCCGUGCUUUUCAAUUGUCAGAGAAGUAUCAAAAAGACAUUUUCCAAAUAUAAUGGAUUUGUACUCGUGGAUCUCAAAAAAAAAAAAAAAAAAAAGGAAAUCUUUUCAUUUGACUGCACAUCUUAGGGAGAAACCAAGGUAGAGGGAGUUUCUAUCCGGUCCCUCCCAUUCCGAAUGGUGCUGUUUCUAUAUUGGGGAUAGCCUUGCCAAAAGAAGCUCCAGUAGGUUUUCCAUCAUCAGGAAAGAGACGAUUCAGCCCUGCAUUGCUGAAAGAUUCCUUGCAGGAAGGUGGAGCUGCAUUGGUUUGCAAUGUUGUUUUUAGUUGACUCUUAACAAGGGGUUUAUCCUGGGUCUCUUCUAGCAUGCCUGUAGCGGGGUUUUGAUUUUGUUUGGUUGAGAUCCACCCCCUAUUAAGUGUGAUGCGAUUAAAAAUAGGUUUUUGAAUUCCUCUUUAAAGGCGAAUUUAUAAAAACAUUGCAACAAGGUAUACCUCUAUUUUGCCACAAAGCGUCUCGGGAUUGUGUUUGAAAUGUGUCCGCCCAAGAACCUUCCCCUCCCCCAGAGAUGUGUAUAGUCAUUGGUUAUAACGACUGUUUUUCUCUCUUUCCUUUCUCUUUAUCUCUCACUCUCUAGAAAAAAAAAAUAGGAAAAAAAGUAAAAAAAGAAAAUAGGACAAGUAAAAAAAAAAAAAAUCACUCCUUUUGUUUGCUCUUGCAUUGCAAAAUUAUAAAGUAAUUUAUUAUUUAUUAUCGGAAAACUUGCCACUUUUCAUGUCAGUUGACUAUUUUUUUUGUUUGCUGAAGUAAAAAAGAAAAAAGAAAAAAAAAAAAGAAAAGGUUGUACCGUGGUCUUUGAAUUAUAUGUCUAACUCUAUGUGUUUUUGUCCUUUUUCUUUCCUUAAAUAUGAUGUGAAAUAAAAGCGCCAUAUGUAGAAUUAUUAUAUCUUCAGGACUAUUUCACUAGAUAAGCGUUUGGAAUAGAAAUAAUAAUAAUAAUAAUAAUAAUAUUAACAUUAAAUAAUGAACAAAGUUCCCUCUUUUAAAUAUUUACAGGUUAGCAGCUAAAAUACCUGAAAUAAAAUAUUGCAUGCAAAGCCGGUCAUUAGUGAAUAAAAGGAGUGUGAUAUUUUAUUGCAAGUAUUAACGACCAGCUUGUAAAUUUCCGUUUCAACAACUGUAUCAGGGCUAGUUGGAUGCCUUAGCUUUCAAUCGAUAACGUUAGAAAGUCUCUUGUUCCCCCACCCCAUCCCUUGCCCUUAAAAGUGAUAUUACUCUAGGCAUGAUCAGACAUAACGUUAAGACAUCUAAAGAACUGAGAGCUCAGGCUUUUUGCUGAGUUCUGCUAUUUUUAAAAAUAAUAAAAAGAAAGUGCUGUA